AAAAAAAAAAAAAAAAAAAAACUUAAUAACCAUGACCAAGCUUGCAUCGGUCUACAAAACCGACUAUGUUCAGUCACUCGACCAACAUUCUCAAACCAACCUCAACUCAUCCUGGGUCAACGACAAAGGUGCUUGGUUAACCAACAUUAUCCUGAUUGUCUUUCUCAAGUUCAUCUUCAACAUCAUCCCAGGCAUCUCACCUGAACUGAGCUGGACCCUCACCAACCUCACCUACAACAUUGGAAGCUAUAUUAUGUUCCAUGCAGUAACAGGCGUGCCAUUCGAGAUCUUCACUCAAGGAGCAUAUGAUGGAAUUACUCUGUGGGAACAGAUCGAUGGAGGUGUUCAGUUCACGGCAACGAGAAAGUAUUUAACCACGGUGCCCAUCGUUUUGUUCUUGCUCAGCACCCAUUACACUCACUAUGCACCCUUCGCUUUCUUUGUUAAUCUGGUGGCCACUGUGAUUAAUCUGAUUGCAAAACUCCCAUCUAUGCACCAAGUUCGUCUCUUUGAAAUCAAUCAGAAGGUCGAAGGAACUACCGACUAAAGAAGCGACUCAGUGAAGGCUAAGGAGAAGGUUGUGAUCGAACAGGGC
This is a messenger RNA of Lobosporangium transversale, 595 nucleotides long. Its product is annotated as ORMDL family-domain-containing protein. Lineage: Eukaryota; Fungi; Mortierellomycota; Mortierellomycetes; Mortierellales; Mortierellaceae. The transcript is spliced from 4 exons. The record is from RefSeq and is a predicted model, not a curated record. Gene Ontology annotation, biological process: ceramide metabolic process; negative regulation of ceramide biosynthetic process; intracellular sphingolipid homeostasis. Gene Ontology annotation, cellular component: endoplasmic reticulum membrane. Bases 32 to 547 code for a protein of 171 amino acids.